Molecule: messenger RNA, 984 nt
Organism: Nicotiana tabacum (common tobacco)
Lineage: Eukaryota; Viridiplantae; Streptophyta; Magnoliopsida; Solanales; Solanaceae
Source: RefSeq, a predicted model, not a curated record
AUGGAUGCUUGGGUUAACCUGAGUGCAUAUUUAGCAACUGCCAAAUCGGCUAGUAAAAUACUGGUCACCACUCAUAAUGGAGAUGUGGCAAAGAGCAUUGCUGAAAAGGAGGUCUCUUUUGAGAUGAAGAGAUUAUGUGCGGAUGAAUGUUGGGAGGUCCUUUUGAAGAGACAGACUUCCUUCNAGCCUUCCUUCCUAAAUUUUUUUAAAGCCAACCAAGUUUUGGAAGAAAUCGCCAAGGCUGUGGUCAGCAAGUGCUUUGGCUUACCAUUAGCAGUUGUCUGUGCUGGUAGCGUCUUGGCCAGGGAGCACUCCGUUGCUCAUUGGAAGUCUGUGCUUCAAAAUUUUGACUCAUAUCUAUACCUCGAGAAAGAUACCUUAGUAUUUUCCAAGAUACCAAAGACCUUGCUCUUGACCUACCAUUACUUGCCCUACCAUUUUCAGAGUUGUUUUCUUUAUUUGUGCCUAUUCCCAAAAGGAGUAGACAUAGAAGCAGAAAAGUUAUUUAAUCUCUGGGUAGCUGAGGGCUUUGUAGCGUCGGAGAAUGGAGAAAAUGAAACAACAUUGAUUGACAGAGCAGAACAUUAUUUGUAUCAAUUGGUAGCCAGAAACUUGAUUUGCAUGCAAGAAGAGGAGGGCAUGGAGAGAGUAGUUAAAUCUUCUUGCCCUAUUAAUGACCUGUUGCGGGAGCACUGCUUAUUCAAGGGAAAGGAAGAGAAUGUUUUUGAAUUGCUUCAUCUAGCAUAUGGACCGCGAAAGGAUUCUUAUGGUACAACAAGAAGACUUUACGUGUUCCUUGACGAGUGUGAAGCCGGAAAUGAUGUUUGCUUGCAGCAGAAAGAUAUUAGAUUUCAUGGGACAAAGCUUCCUGAAGGAAUUGAAAAACUUACUAAUCUGAAAUACCUAGGUCUAAGAAACUGUUAUGUGAAGGAGUUGCCAUCAUUUAUUGGCGAAUUGUCAAACUUGCGGACUCUUGAUUUAGGG